AUGGAUGCGUUACUGACGGAUUUAAUCACAGAUUGGUUACAGAGAAGGAAAAUUUCAAGGCAGGAAGAUUUGGAUGUAAGUGCUAUAAUAAAUGCGUGGGGGUAUACAGGAAUGCCCGCAGACUUCGACGGGUAUGGGCGUAUUGAGCGCAUAGACCUAUAUACACUACAGGACUAUAUGUGA
Plasmodium fragile is the source of this 183-nucleotide messenger RNA. RefSeq lists its product as uncharacterized. Lineage: Eukaryota; Apicomplexa; Aconoidasida; Haemosporida; Plasmodiidae. The transcript has a single exon. The record is from RefSeq and is a predicted model, not a curated record. Bases 1 to 183 code for a protein of 60 amino acids.